AUGGCGCGCUACCACCGCACAAGAGAGCCCCUGGCUGGGCAAAAACGGUCGCAUACAGCCUGGAGUGAGGAGACUGACUAAGAGGAGGUAGAUUAUGCCUCCUACGAUGAGGCCAGCUCAAAGGAGGUAGUACCCCCCUGCCGUAGCGACCCGUCCUGGGGUUACUUCUCCCAUUCAGGGUGCUGCCGUACAGAGGGCAAGUGAUGGUGCAGCACUUCUGGAUCCUCAGGGUAACCGGAGCGAUAGGCUGGGUCCAACGGGCUAUUUGCCUGCUAGGCAACGCAAAUAUGGCCAUGUCGGCCGAACGCCGCAAGGUAAUACUCCUUUAGAUUGAUCCCAACUGGCUAGUAUGGCCAUAUCAGUGUCAGGUCCCUCAGCUGAGGGGAUGUUGUUCGGGGACAACUUUAUCAGUGACCUGGGGUCAUAUGUUAAGACUUUCAUUGCCAUGGCCAAGUUCAGGCGAACAUAAAAGGGUUUUUUCUCCCUGAAGGUUUUACAACAGAUGCUUGGGUUCUCCAAGCGUCUCGGGGUUACCGUUUAGAACUUGUACCCAUACCUGUCCAGGAAUUUGCCCCCAGGGAAUCGUGCCUGUCUCAGGAACAGGAAUUAUCAAUCUCCACGGAGAUCAAGGACCUAUUCGACAAGGGAGUGAUCCAAGAGUUGCCGUUCGCCUAUCCGGGUUUUCCGAGCAACCUCUUCUUGGUACCAAAGACAGGAGACAGAGUACGUCCCGUUAUCAACCUCCGGCCUCUCAAUGCUUUCCUAUGA
Messenger RNA from Pelobates cultripes (western spadefoot toad), 768 nucleotides. Lineage: Eukaryota; Metazoa; Chordata; Amphibia; Anura; Pelobatidae. The record is from the annotation of a GenBank genome assembly.